AGAAGUGCUUGUGCUGCAUGUUUUGACUUCGUCUUCCAUCACUCAUUCACAGUUUCACUAGCUACGAAGCACAACGUGACCAUGACGAUCAAAGCAAGGAAACCAUAUGUCACAACCUUAUUAUAUUUAAUGAGUCACAGCCGUCUGACAGUGACCCACCAGGAACCUUGUCCUUACUAUAUUCCAAUUUCCAAAUCAAACAUAGGAAAAAAUCAACACCUUGUUUUACCCUUCUGCUUCAAGACCAAUAACAACAAGAUUAGCAACUGGGUUCGUCUUGUUCUUCUUUGCUAUUUCGGGUUUGAAAUUUGGGUACCUGAAAAGUUCUCAAUUUUAAACAUGAGGUUCUAAGGUCAAACAGUUAAAUUAUCGGUUUUGUUUGCUCAUCCUUGCAUUUUCUCUAAAGGCAACAUGGAAAUCAUGGAAGAGAGAAAAUUUUCUAAAUUGUUGUCGGAGCUGAUAGUUUUGGCUGAUGAGGUUGCUUCUCUUGCUAAGAACUCUGAAAUUGAGGUUGAUAUUUUUGCUGAGUUUGCCAUGUUGGUUGAGAAAUUCCCACCAAUCUUCAAUGACUUGAGGGACAAAAACACGGUCUUGGACAGGCCACCUAUACGAAAAUCUAUGGAAUCUCUUGAGAAUGAGUUGAGGCGUGCCAAAGCUUUGACGAAAAGCUCCAAUUUGAGACAACCAAUCAAGCAAAUUGAGGACAUAACGCAUGAUAUCGGUCGAUCCUUGGGCCUUCUUCUUGUAGCCAGCCUUGAAGUGUCUGCGGAUUUCAGAGAAAAGAUUGGUACAUUGCAAAGGCAAUUGAUGAAUGUAAGAUUUGAUGCCAGUUUAAGUCUAGCUUCAAGUCCAAAAUCAGAGUUGUUAGGCAGUGACAUGAAGCUGACAGGAGAAAUAGAAGAGGAAAUAGUUUAUGUUUCUAUUGAUGAUGUUGUUUUGCAACUUAAGACCGGUAAUGAUGAAGAAUUUGCAGUUGCACUUUUGAGACUAAAGGAGUUCAUGAGGAGUGAAAGACUGGAUGGUGGCUUGAUCAAUGAGGAAGCAACUAUUUCCAUUCUUUUCAAUCGUCUAGGCUCGUGUAAGGCAGAGAAUAGGUUGGCGAUCAUUCGAUUGCUAAGAAGUAUUGCUUAUGGAAAUGAUGAGAAAAAGGAGAAGAUGGUAGAUAUUGAGUUUUUAUCAGCAGUGGUGAAGUCGCUGACAAGAGAUUCAGAAGAGAGGAAGGAAGCAGUGGGGCUGUUGGUAGACCUCUCUGACAUUCAGGCAGUUCGACGGCGAAUUGGAAGAAUUCAAGGGUGCAUUGUUAUGUUAGUUGCUAUACUUAAUGGGGAUGACCCUGAUGCCUCACAUGAUGCGGCAAAAUUGUUGGAUAUAUUGUCUAGUAAUACUCAAAAUGCACUUCAUAUGGCCGAGGCUGGCUACUUUAGGCCACUGGUGCAGUAUUUGAAAGAAGGGUCUGACAUGAACAAGAUCCUAAUGGCAACAGCACUUUCUAGGUUGGAGCUCACUGAUCACAGCAAACUUUCCCUUGGAGAGGAUGGGGCAAUUGAGCCCCUGGUCAAUAUGUUUAGUACUGGGAAACUUGAGUCCAAGUUAUCAGCUUUAAAUGCACUACAAAAUCUGUCUAGCUUGGCAGAAAAUGUGCAGCUUUUGAUCAGAUCCGGUAUUGCAGGAUCUCUCUUACAACUUCUUUUCUCAGUAACAUCUGUGCUCAUGACUUUGCGCGAGCCUGCAUCAGCUAUUCUUGCAAGAAUUGCUCAGUCAGAAUCCAUUCUUGUUAAUGAAGAUGUGGCUCAACAGAUGCUUUCACUUUUGAAUCUUUCCAGCCCUAUAAUUCAAGGUCACCUAUUGGAGGCUCUGAAUAACAUAGCUUCCCAUCCUGGUGCGUCCAAAGUGAGAAGCAAAAUGAAGGAAAAAGGUGCACUUCAGCUUCUCUUGCCCUUUCUGAAGGAAAACACCACCAAAGUCAGGAUUAAGGUGUUGCAUUUGCUGUACACUCUCUCUAAAGAUCUAACAGAUGAGUUGACUGAACAUCUGGAUGAAACUCAUCUUUUCAACAUUGUUAAUAUAGUCUCAACAUCAACAUCAGAGAGUGAAAAGGCUGCGGCUGUUGGCAUACUGAGUAAUCUUCCUGCUAGUAAUAAAAAAGUGACAGAUAUACUGAAGAGGGCAAAUUUGCUUCCCAUUUUAAUAUCCAUUAUGUAUUCUAUCACAGGAAGUAAUUCACCCACAACAAAUAGAUUAGCAGAGAGCAUUGCAAGUGUUAUUAUUCGCUUCACAAAUUCCUCUGACAAGAAAUUACAACUUCUUUCAGCCGAACACGGGGUGAUUCCUUUGCUUGUAAAACUGCUAUCAAGUGGUUCACCAAUCACAAAAUCUAGGGCUGCAAUCUCUCUGGCUCAACUAUCUCAGAAUUCUCUGUCUCUUAGGAAGUCUAGAAAGUCAAGGUGGUUGUGCGUUCCACCGUCAGCGAAUGCAUAUUGUGAAGUUCAUGAUGGAUAUUGCUUUGUCAACAGCACAUUUUGUUUGGUCAAGGCUGGUGCUGUUUCUCCCCUUAUCCAACUGUUGGAAGAUACUGAGAAAGAAGUGGUUGAAGCUGCUUUGUGUGCUCUCUCUACUCUUCUGCUAGAUGAAAUAUGGGAAGGUGGUGUCAACUCCAUUGCCAAAUUGUCAGGUGUGCAGGCUAUUAUAAAAAGUCUAGAAGUUAGGGAUGCAAAGGUUCAAGAAAAAGCAAUAUGGAUGUUGGAGAGAAUAUUCAAGGUUGCAGAACAUAGAGUAAAAUAUGGAGAAUCUGCUCAGGUGGUUCUUAUUGAUCUUGCCCAGAAGAGUGAUUCUAGAUUGAAGUCAACAGUUGCAAAAGUAUUAGCUGAGCUGGAACUGCUGCAAUCUCAAUCAAGUUACUUUUGAAACAAUGAUUUGGUUUUGAUCUCCAUUCAUUUACAUUAUUUUGGUGUAUAUGCUUGUAUUGUACUACUUUGUUUUGGAUGAGCCACAUAGUGCCAUUUGGUAUUUGUAAUUUAAAGGUAUGUCAGCCAUACACACUCCAACACUCUUUUUCUAAUACUCUUUAUAAUUGGCUGAGAUUUAUUAAAAAAUAUAAAUUUUGUUAGAUCCUUCCUCUAAAUUGGGAGAGAUUUAUUAGCUGAGAUGCAAGACUCACUAAAAUUUUGUAAUUUUUAAUAAAUUUCAGCCAAUAACAAAAUCUUAGAAAG
This is a messenger RNA of Cajanus cajan (pigeon pea), 3209 nucleotides long. Its product is annotated as U-box domain-containing protein 44. Lineage: Eukaryota; Viridiplantae; Streptophyta; Magnoliopsida; Fabales; Fabaceae. The record is from RefSeq and is a predicted model, not a curated record. Gene Ontology annotation, molecular function: protein binding.